This is a messenger RNA of Penicillium verhagenii, 2028 nucleotides long. Its product is annotated as aspartate--tRNA ligase MSD1. The transcript is spliced from 3 exons. Gene Ontology annotation, molecular function: aspartate-tRNA ligase activity; ATP binding. The record is from RefSeq and is a predicted model, not a curated record. Gene Ontology annotation, cellular component: mitochondrion; cytoplasm. Lineage: Eukaryota; Fungi; Ascomycota; Eurotiomycetes; Eurotiales; Aspergillaceae. The coding region runs from base 1 to 2028 and encodes 675 amino acids. Gene Ontology annotation, biological process: aspartyl-tRNA aminoacylation.
AUGCUGAGUGCGAGCGUCCAGCUGCCAAUACGGCUUCGCUCGAGCUUUGCUAUUUCCUCUUUGAUUCGUGGCUCACGUACAACACCAUGUGUUCGAUCUAUCGCGGCAUCGCGGCGUUUCCAUCGCCCGGCUUGUCUCCGAGAGCAGCAGUCACCGGAGCUUCCUAGCUUCCUGGAGACUUAUAAAAAAGCGGUGGAAUUCCCCCCUGCGACCCAUGACUUCGAGUCGUUCCUCUCGCAGGCCGAGCCAAACACUGAAGUCGUCCUGCAUGGAUACCUAGGCCAUAGAGCAGACCUCUCCAAGAAACUCUCCUUUGUACGCCUGACGGACCCAACAAUGAAACACAGUUUACAGAUCGUCGCAUUUGCGAAGAACAACGCUUUCGAACAGCUCAAAUCGCUUAACACCCACAGCCCCGUCGCAGUGCGUGGAACCGUGCAAAAGAAAAAGGCAAAGGCAACGGACAGCGAGAUUCCCGUCGAGGACACUUGGGAGCUUGCGUUGGAGGAAAUCCACCCUUUAAAUGACUUCCCCAAGGAGAUCAUCAUGACCCCGGAGACGGUGUUUUCGCCGGAGCACCGGUAUCUACAGCUUCGCUCUGACGCCAAGCUGCGUGAAGCGCUUAGGUUCCGAGCUCAGGUUCAUAAUAUCUGUAAACAAGAACUGGAGGGAAACUGCCAGCCACCGUUUACAGAGAUUGAGACUCCGUUGCUGUUUAAGUCUACGCCGGAGGGCGCACGGGAGUUCUUGGUUCCUACGCGCCGGCCCGGAUUGGCGUAUGCCUUGCCGCAGAGUCCGCAGCAGUAUAAGCAAAUCUUAAUGGCUAGUGGCUUGCCACGAUACUUCCAGUUUGCACGAUGUUUCCGCGACGAAGAUCUUCGGGCGGAUCGUCAACCUGAAUUCACACAGCUUGAUCUUGAAAUGUCAUUUGCCAAGGGCGAGGAUGUGAUGCGCACAAUUGAAGGUGUCAUCCGUCGCCUAUGGUCCACUUUAAUGAAAGAUCCUGCCCCGGAGGGCCCUUUCCGCAGAGUUCCUUACCAAGAGGCCAUGGCCCGCUAUGGAUCUGACAAACCAGACACCAGAUACGGCAUGGAGAUCAUUAAACUGGACCACGUGCUUCCAAUCGACCUCAUUGGCAAGAUCUCAGACCUCCAUGACCCCAUCGUCGAGGCUUUCAAGCUCGAGGGUAACGAAAACGAUCCAGCCGAGACACACAAGUUCAUCAGCCAAUUCCUCGACUCACCAGCUGGUGCCCCGUUCAACAGCAACCCCGACGGCGGCCCUGGUGUGUUCGUCUACAAUGGCAAACAGCCACUGUGCGGUCUCCAGCCCUUUGGCUUCGAAGCCGCCGAGCAAGUCGAAGAGCUGCUAGAUCCCGACCACGGCGAUCUAAUCAUCCUCCAAGCGCGCCCUCGCGCCCCCUUCUCCGGUGGCUCAACGCCAAUCGGUGACCUUCGCCGCGCCAUCCAUGCUUCAGCCGUCUCCUCCGGCUUCAAGCCCGCGCCCACCGGUUUCGACUUCAUGUGGGUCGUCGAUUUCCCCCUCUUCUCGCCUUCUUCCGACUCCGAGCCCGGCCAGGGCGGCGCUGCUGGCCUCUCAUCCACCCACCACCCGUUCACCGCGCCCAAGACCGCCGCAGAUGUCGAUCUCCUCCUUACAGACCCCACCAAAGUGAUUGCAGACCACUACGAUCUUGUUGUUAACGGUGUCGAGCUCGGCGGUGGUAGUCGUCGUAUCCACGAUGCUGCUGUGCAGGAGUUCAUUUUCCGUGAUAUCCUGCAGAUGCCCGCUGAGCGUCUUGAGGACUUCUCGCACUUGCUUGAUGCUCUGCGCGCGGGCUGUCCUCCACAUGCUGGCUUGGCACUGGGAUUCGAUCGCCUCGUUGCUGUUAUGCUGGGUAAGGAGUCUGUGCGGGAUGUUAUUGCGUUCCCUAAGACAGGUAAAGGUGGUGAUGAUGCUAUGGUUCGUGCGCCUAGUCCUAUGACGGCUCAGGCUCUUGAGACAUAUCAUUUGCAGCUGCGGAAGUAG